AUGGAGCUACAGGAACUGGAACAGAACACAACACCAGAGGAAGGACCAUCCUGUUUGAAGGACCUUUCCAAGGCAGCUGAAGAGGAAACAGAAAAGGACAUCCACCCUCAAAUGCAGUUCCAAGCUCCCACAGAAAAUGAUAUGAUGGUCAAAAUGGCUAUUUUGAAUAUAAUAAAAAUCCAGGUAAUGGUGUCUCUUGAAGAAGCAAUGCCCAUGUCCCCUCAGAUCUGGAAACAUCUGUUCCAGCAGACACAAUCUCAGAAAGUACCUCAAAUGGCACCCAUAUGGAACACAAUGGCCGCUAUUGAGGAGAUUCUGGCAGGAGCAGAGCCAGUAAUGCAUACAGAGGAGCACAAAAAGCCCACACUUCCAAGAAGUAUUAUAGUGGCACUGGAGGUGGUCAGAUUGAGGGACAUCUCCAUCAAACUUGGAGACACUGGGUUUUGA
Molecule: messenger RNA, 447 nt
Organism: Dacryopinax primogenitus
Lineage: Eukaryota; Fungi; Basidiomycota; Dacrymycetes; Dacrymycetales; Dacrymycetaceae
Exons: 1
Coding region: 1-447 (148 amino acids)
Source: RefSeq, a predicted model, not a curated record